ACGAGCUCCCGCACCGCUGCCCGUUGCUAAGAGGCCCAACCUGACCUCGAUCCGUGAGUUCUUUUCGGACCUUGUAGAGCGUCGUGACCGUUACGUCAUGUACACGAGGGAGGCCGGUUUCCGCGUCGUGCUAACCGCACUCAGCACCUGUUCUUUCAUCAAUGCGAUGGUCAUCACCUUAGCGGAGGACGAGAACAGCGACUCCGCGACUGCUGGAACCCCCAACCGCGGCCCUGACGAGGCGGAGAGAUCUGCCAUAGUGACCACUACCGCCACAGAGACACUCGUUGGACCCAGUGAGGUGAGAGGACGCCGUGCUUCGAAUGCCACGGAGUACACUGCGGUUGUUGGCCUCUCCCCAGAGACUGCUACUGACGACUUCCGAACGACGAUUGAACCCACAGUGACC
This is a messenger RNA of Gregarina niphandrodes, 409 nucleotides long. RefSeq lists its product as hypothetical. The record is from RefSeq and is a predicted model, not a curated record. The transcript has a single exon. NCBI's taxonomy places the organism in Eukaryota, Apicomplexa, Conoidasida, Eugregarinorida, Gregarinidae. The annotation marks the transcript as partial.